Molecule: messenger RNA, 290 nt
Organism: Mollisia scopiformis
Lineage: Eukaryota; Fungi; Ascomycota; Leotiomycetes; Helotiales; Mollisiaceae
Exons: 1
Coding region: 44-259 (71 amino acids)
Source: RefSeq, a predicted model, not a curated record
CGUCACCAACACACAUUAUCCGACCAUUUGCAUCUGACAGUUCAUGCAUCCCAAAAUAUCUUUCUUUCCAAAACUCGCCGCGUCUUCGUCUCUUCUUCUGCUUCCAAUUUUUGCCGUGCCAAGCAUUCCCAUCCGGGGAGCACGCAAUGCAUAUCCUACGCGUUUGAUCUCCUUCACCAAAGGCAACCCUGGGUAUCGAAUAGCGCACUCCGAAGGACACGCACUCGGUACCAGCAGCCCUUUUUCACAUUCGGCAUAAAUUGUCAGGUCAAGGUUAUCGAUAAAAAAAG